Messenger RNA from Candidula unifasciata, 2433 nucleotides. The record is from the annotation of a GenBank genome assembly. NCBI's taxonomy places the organism in Eukaryota, Metazoa, Mollusca, Gastropoda, Stylommatophora, Geomitridae.
AUGAUGCAGGCCGUAUCACCACAGUCUGACAGAAGGCUUUUGGAUAGGAAGCAAACUCCUAGCCCACUCAUGGAGGUCAGAUACCGAAGGUAUAGAGAGGUCAGCUCCAGCCAAGAGUCUUUAUUUACUCCACCACCACUUCCAAGGCCAUCAUCUCAGAACAGUUCAGCAAUACUGAAGGAAAGUGAUGAAGGAAUGAAGGAGGGAUCUUCAUCAUUCAACUCCCCUAUUGGCAGUCGCAGCUCCACACCUGAUAAACUCCCCAACAUUUUCGAUGGCAACCCAUCUUUCCACGACUGCCUGUCGGAUGGCGAGCGUGGCUUCCCAGAUUUUAGCACAAACAGUUCGUACGAGAAGAGGCCAAGGUCAGCUCUGGAUAAUUAUGACAUGGCCUCCUUGAUACCUCGGGGAAUUCGGGAUCGCUCAUUUGAGCGCUCGUUGGAUAACAUAUUAGAUAAAUGCUCUGAGAAGUCUCUGGAUCUGACCCUGCCGAUAGAUUCCUGGAGCUCGUUGUCCCAGGAUGGGGGGAAGUCACCUGACCAGCUCUCAGGCAGCAGUGGCAACAAGGCAUCCAAGUCUGAGAAAAAGAAGAAUCGCUGGUACAACAUCAUGAGCUCUACGUACAAAUCUAGGAGUGAGGAUUACCACAAGAUGUUCAAAGAUGUCCCCCGACAAGAAAGGCUUAUUGUUGAUUACUCAUGUGCUCUCCAGAAAGACAUCCUGGCCCAGGGCCGCAUGUACAUCUCACAGAAGUGGAUCUGUUUUUAUGCCAAGAUCUUCAACUGGGAAACGAUGCUGAUGAUACAAUGCAAGGAAAUCAUUGCAAUCACGAAGGAGAAAACUGCCAGGGUGAUUCCCAACGCUAUCCAGAUCACCACAGAAAAGGAUCGCUACUUCUUUACAUCCUUCGGGGCUAGAGACAAGACCUACAUGAUGCUGUUUAGAAUCUGGCAAAAUGCAUUGCUUGAUCAGCCUAUGUCACCGAAAGAACUCUGGACGUGGGUGCAUUAUGGUUAUGGUGAUGACCUUGGCCUGACCUCUGAUGAUGAUGAUUAUGUGGCUCCUCAAGCACUGGAAGAGUUGUCGGAGAAACUGAAGGAAGAGUUCAUGUCCAGUAAAGAGGAGGCACUUGACUCAGAGACAGCCACAACGACAGCUGAACAUAACCACACCCUCAGCACAGAUGACACUGAUUUUGUGUCCGAUGAAGUCUUCAGUCUGUCAGUCUGUAAUAGACCGCUAGUCAAGCCAAUCCUCUCCAUCAUUCCUCCAGACUUUUUGGAUUCCAGUGACGAUAGUGAAGGGGAGUAUUUUUGUAACGGGCACAACCACCUGGAGAAGAUGUACCUGGAUGAGGUGUUCAGCAUGAACAUCGACACUGUCUUUGAGUGUCUCUUCACUGACUCGCUGUUCUUUCGUAACUUUGUGGCAUCCAGAAAAACAUUUGAUUUAAGCUUAGGAAAUUGGGAGGAUGAUCUGGAUGACAAUGGCAAUAAGAUCAGAAUUAUCACAUACACGCUAACCCUGAACAAUUCCAUUGGUCCAAAAACAUCUCCUUCAACAGAGAAGCAGAUCUGCUACGCAAUGAGUCGACCAGGACGAAUCUACCAUGUGGACUGUGAGUGCUGCAAUGGUGGAAUCCCCUAUGCAGAUUCCUUUUACGCAGUAUUGAGGUAUUGCCUGACCCGUGUGUCCCCGGUCAAGUGCCGGGUUGUAGUGACAGGCGAGGUCCGCUACAGGAAGCCUGUCAUGGGCAUGUUUAAGGGUAUGAUUGACAAGAGUGCUGUCAAUGGUCUCACAGAUUACUGUCGACAGUUGUCUGUCCAUCUGCGGAAUGAAGCUCAGCGCCUAGAAUCUAUUGUUGUGGGACACCAGAUGAGUGCUGCCAAGAAAAAGUUACGGAGAAAGCGGGUGAAAACUCACGCUGGGGUUUCUGAAGGAGGUGCUUCAUCUCGACAGUCUUACACAGAGAGGCAGAUGUCUACACCUCCUUCCCCAUCCAAAGGUGUCCAAAGAGAGGAUAGAGUCCUUGAACUAAAUGCACAUACCUUGGUUCGAAUCAUCAGUGUCAUACUAGUGCUACUCUUCCUGUUCAACACUGUGCUUUUCUACAAGCUGUGGUCCCUGGAAACUUACGCAAGCUCCUUGUUUGGCACUCCCAUGUCAGAAUCUAUGGGAAACACAGGGAAGUUGCCGCGGAGUCAGGAGGAGUGGAACCAACUGCUGCAGCAACAAAAGAACAUACAUGAGGUUGAGGUGAAGAAGUGGCAAGAGGUGAUGUCAGCAACUAUACGUCUGGUGGAACAGAUAUUCUGUUAUCAAAUUCUGGUACGUUAUAUAAAUCUCCAGUCCGCCACUGCUGAUCUUGGAAGAGAUGUGUAUACUGUUCUCAGAUUUCAUGUUUACCAUGUUGAAGAGACUGAAUCCUGUUAA